Molecule: messenger RNA, 1137 nt
Organism: Diatraea saccharalis (sugarcane borer)
Lineage: Eukaryota; Metazoa; Arthropoda; Insecta; Lepidoptera; Crambidae
Source: the annotation of a GenBank genome assembly
AUGAGGAAGAAAUUAGUUCCCGAAGAGAAACCUGUAUACAAUGCUGUUGCUGUAUACAGAGAAAGAGGGAAUUAUUUGCAGCGCCUUGAGCUCUUUGAGAAUGCUAUACUCGCGUACAACGAGGCGUUACGGUGGAACGGCUCUGACGUGCGCUCGCUUCUUGGGCGCAGUCUCGCUAGAGCUAAAGCGACACACUACGUUGGAGCAUUGGCAGACGCUGCGAAAGCAGCUGAAUUGGAACCUGAAAAUAUUUCGGCCCUUCAAAUAAGAGCACAGACUGAAUAUCAGAAACGUGCCUUUGAACGAGCUUUAGUUUUGGCUCAUCGAGGCCAGAGUUUAAGAAAGCUGCCGCCUAACUUUGCAGAAUGCGCAAGGGUAGCUGAGGAAACAAUUCGGGAAUGUACAGGUAAAUAUGCAGGGAAGAUGCUAUCUAAUACCUUGGCUAUUCGUCAAGUAAAGAUAAGAGCGGAGUUGGAUGAUACCGAUGUUCCUUUAGUGAAGAAACGUGUGAGUCGUAUGCAAAAACAGCCUACACAAAAGGUUGUUCUUCGUGAAAGACGUCCUUUGUACGCCGCCCGCGCAUCCGAGGCAGCGGCUCGAGCACGUCUUUUCCGCACGAGAAAAGAACAACUAACUCGUGCUCAGCGUCAACAUGCUGUAGACGCACGAAGGUUAAUCCAUGCAACCCAAGCAGCUUACGAAGAGAGGGACACUGCGAAAUGUUUGGAGAAUGCUGAAUUUGCAAUAGAACGGAUCUCUAGGAAAUCUGUUAGAUUGUUGCCGUCGAAAGAAAAGCAACGCCUACGUAUUAUGGAGCGCGCUCUAGCUAUGAGCUGUGUCAAUAUAUGUCUGGAGGGAGAAGUAGCGGAUGCAGAAGAAAGUUUAGCGAAGCGCGAGAAGGCUAUGCUUAGUUUGAUGCAAGACUCCGACAUGCGUAGUGCAGCAGAGCAUCUCUUCAGGAGAAUGUCAGUUAUCCCUGCAUCGAGACGUUUCUCCAUUAUGCCGGGUGCUCGCGUCGAAGACAACGCGGAUACAGCGAGAAGCCGACGCGUUUCCAUAGCACCAAAGACACAACAACCUACCAGGAUAGCAAGGAAACCGCAAAAAGUUUUGGGUUUCCAAAACUUUGACUAUUGA